CCAAAAUAUGACCAGGGGUGCUUGGAUGUGUAGUCGGCAGUAUGAUGACGGCUUAAAAAUCUGGUUCGCACCCCGGGAGAACGAGAAACCCUUCACGGAUUCAGAGAGGGCUCAGAAAUGGCGACUGUCCCUGGCAUCGCUCUUGUUUUUCACGGUCCUGCUCUCUGAUCACUUGUGGUUCUGCGCCGAGGCCAAAUUCACGGGGACCGGAGAGAAGGAGCAGCCGCCACCCGAGAAGCCGGAGCCCACGGAGCCGGAGCUGCUGGCGGGCAUGGGGGAGCCGGCGCCCCCCGCGCCCCGGCUCCUGGCCCCCCCCUCGCCCUCCCUCCCGCCCUCCCCCGGCAGCAGCGGCGGCGGCAGCCGCGGCAGCCGCACCAACGGCACCGAGCCCCGGCACGGCAAGGCUGCUUUCCUGGGGAACUCCACCGCCAGGCCCCUGGAGACGUGCCCCCCCCCGGGCUCCUCGUCCGGGCAGUGCUUCAGCGUGGGCGACGCGGAGGCGGUGUGCCAGCGGCGAGGGGGGUCGGGGCGACCGCGGGGCACGGGGCAGAGCCCGGCGCCCGGCUGGGACCUGACGGAUUUUUACCUUUCCUUUUGUAAUUCCUAUACACUUUGGGAGUUGUUCGCCGGGUUGUCCAAUCCGGACACUUUGAACUGCAGUCUGGAUGUGGUGCUGAAGGGGGAAGGCUCCUGCAGCCAGUGCGUCCAGGCUUACCAGCGCUACGACCAGCACGCUCAGGAGAAAUACGAAGAGUUUGAGGUUAUGCUUCAGAAAUAUUUACAGUCGGAUGAGUACUCGGUGAAAUCGUGUCCUGAGGAUUGUAAGACCGUCUACAAAGCCUGGCUCUGUUCCCAGUAUUUUGAAGUCACACAGUUUCACUGCAGCAACAGAAUCCCUUGCAAGCAAUACUGUUUGGAGGUUCAAACGAGGUGUCCCUUUAUAUUACCAGACAAUGAUGAUGUCAUCUAUGGAGGACUAUCAAGUUUCAUCUGUACAGGGCUCUAUGAAAACUAUCCAACCAAUGCAGAACCAGAAUGCUGUGAUGUCAGAUGGGGACUAUUAUCAGAUCAUCAACCCAAAGGGACUAUAAAAACAAGCGGCUCAACAAUGUGUCACAGGACAUCGCUCACAGUUUCAUCAGCAUCAAGACUGUGUAACAGCAGACUUAAACUGUGUGUUCUUGUAUUAAUUCUCUUACAUACAGUACUUACAGUCUCAGCAGCACAGAACUCAACAGGACUGGGCUUUGGAAGCAUAACAACUUUGGAAGAUAAUUCAGCCAAUGAAGAAUAAAAGAAAGGAUUCAUCUUACAUGAUAGAAACACAACAGGCCCAAAUUACUACAGUCAAAAAUAGCAAGGACUGAGUGCUUUACCCUCAGAGCUCUUCUUGAAAGACCUUUUGGGUAAAAUGAAAAGAAUGGGCCUCUACCCAAACAACAAGGACACACAAACACAGCUUUUUAUUGACUAAAAGGCUGUUUGGUGACUUAACUUUCUCACACCAUUUUAUACACUGUGUUUUAAUGUUUGGAGUUUCUUUUUUUUGUUUGUUUGGUUUUUUGCACUUGUUAAUACAGGAUUUUAUUUUUGGGACGGUUUCUCAAAGCUAAAUUAAGUCUUUUCUCUGUCGAUAUAUUUCUAGUCAUUGUGUGUGUUCAUCUGAUAGUUCUGUCUUUUAUGUCCUGUCAGUUUCUAUUAGAGGAAUGACUGCUAUGAUUUCAUGACAUAGCAAAAAAAAAAAAAAAAAAAAAAAAAGGAAAAAAAAGGAAAAAAAAAGAAAAAAACAGAAAAAAAAACAAAAAAGCCCACAAAAAACCCCAAUGAAAACCCACAAAAAUAACAACAAAACAAAAUUUAACCAAAAAAGAUAAAAUAAUAAGAAAAAGAAAAGAAAAAAUAUAAAGCAACCACAAGAAGAACCCCAAACAAACCUUACUGUCCUCUUAUCCAUGGGAACCAUUCAUCUCCUUUCCCUUUCCCAUCUACCGUCACAGACAACACACAUUUGCUUCUGUCUGUGUAAUCACAAUGAAUGGGUACACAAUUCCAGUGUGCCUCUGCCACUGUUGCACAAAACAGUUGACUGAGCAAACCCAAAAGGAGCAUGAAGGGGGUUCCUUUUAGCUGAACAAACAAGUGCUCUCCUUACAAGGUGGGAUCGGACAGUUAAAAAGUAUAAAGAACUAUAUAACAAACUGUUGCUCUAAUACCCGUUUUGAAGAAGUCCAGUCCUUUCUCACUGGUCAGUUGAACAGGAGCAGCCUUUUCUAGAUAUGUUAAGUAAAACCAGUUAUGCUCAGCAAGUUGAAUAGUUGGGAAGCCUUCAUAUUGGAGGUGAAGGAUUGACAUUCAUUGUGAAUCAUAUUUUGAGUUCUCCUGCUGUCACACAACCAGCAGCUUUCCAUAAAAAAUGGGAGCCAAGAACUUCCAAAAUUCAACUAUUUUUUUUGCAACUGAAUUACACUAGAAGUCUUUUAACAUCUACAAUACAAAUUAUCUCCUUGGUUUGAUUCCAUUGUUUUUCUAUUACCUACAUAUUGUUGAAAGUAACUAGUUUAUUAAGAAUGCACAAGAAUGUGUUAGCACAGAUAAAGAAACUAUUUUUUUUUAAUAUAUAGGACAACCGUUUUCAUAAAUGUGCAAUAAAAACAGUAAAUAUAUACUAGGAUAUGAGUAGUCAAGAGAAAAGAUUGUAAUAUGCUGGUUUUUCAUUGUUUGGGGUGGUUUUGAAUUUGUUUACUUUUAUUUUUUGUGGGAACAUUUCACCUGCUGAGUGUAUGAGAAUUUGCUUUUUAAAAAGGCUUUUUAGAGUUUACAGUAGAAUCAAUGGAAGGAAAAGUUAAUAAGGGCUGUUUUUAAAAACUUUACAUUCCUUCCUAUUCUCUAACUACACUUGGGAAGUGCACUUUAGAGAUGUUUGCUGUGUAGCUGGGAAAUGAAGGAAAACUAUAGAAAAUGUUCUCUUAGAAAAUAAAAUAUAGUUACCUACUUUCUAGCUAUGAAAUACCCCUUGAUAAAUAUUAAUGUUGUAAGAACAUUUAAUCACUGGUGCAUAAUGCGUUUUUGUAUACAAUUUACGGUCUGUUAAAUUCUGGAGAAAAACAAAAAGAAGAUAACCAUGCUGCUUAAGCGGUUCAAGAUGCAAAUGUUAAGCUGCGAAGCUCAAAUAUUUUGCAAGAGUAUUUGUUUUGAUAGUGUUUUGCUACAACCUGGACUGAGGAGCCUAAAAUGAUCUGUGCAAAUACGACAACAAAAAGCACCAGCUAAUGCAAAAUUCUUCAGCACUGGUUUGUUUCUAUAAUUCCUCCCUUCCCUUCCUUGCACAUGCUAUAUUUUGUUCAAUAAAACAUGGUGCUUUUUUAUUUAUUUUAUUUUCUUUUAGAGGCACAUGUAUUAAUUGCAGUGAGUUGAUGCAAAAUUGGGGGGAAAUGUAGAAAUGCAAAAGAAAAAGCCUUAACUAAUGGUAGAAUGUAGACUUUUGAAGGACAGAAAUGUUACUGAAAAGUGAUGGAGCAAUAACUGGGCAGUGCUCUGGUACUGUACAACAGCUGAUAAGUCACACUACUGAGAAAGCUCUUACUAGGUGAGCUCUUGUUCAACUGACCUCUUAAUUCUAGUAAGUGUAUAUGGUCAGUAAACAGUUUGUUAUAACCUUUAUCUACCUCUGCUGUGCAAAGGCCAUCCAACAUCCAUUUUUGUGAUGUUCCUCAUGGUUUUUUGUUCACACCAUUACUCACUGUCAUCUAUUUUUACACAGUACCAAUACAGCACCUAGUCUGAUUCAUCUUGAUUAAAUCGGCAUCUGAAGAAAAGUUUUUAUUAUUUCUCUUUUGCUUCAUAGUGAAUUAAUGUAGAGAUCUAUCUUUAAGGUAUUUUAUUUCUUCUUUUUUGCUCUUCUUCAUUAUUCAUCCCUCAUUUUUCUAUAAAAAUGUUUUCAAGUGGUGUCAGUGAAAAAUUACUCCUCCACUGCUUGGCUACACUCAAUCAUGUGUCAUACAAUAUGAGAGAGACAGGAGGAAAAACAGUGACAACAUCACAUACAUAAUGUAGCCUAAUUAAACUUGGGGAAAAUGAAGCAGAAAACAAUUAUAGACUUUCAAUUCCAAAUACAAGAUGUAAUAAAUUCAUCCCCCUCUCCCUACCUGGAGUUAGUGCCUGCAGUUCAAUGGUCUGUGAAUUUUCUCUGUCAUCUUUUUGAGGUCUGUUUCUUUAAUUUCUGAAACCAAGAGUCACAUUGCAGUGGAAUACUGCUGGGGUAUCUGUUGCCAUUUUCACUCUAGCAGUGUGGUAAGCAGCUUCUCUUGGUGGCACCUGGGACAUCAGGAGUAGACAAAGACUCUUCUAUGAAGUUAAGCAACAUGUAAUCAUGUAUGAUGCAGAAUUCCAUCCCAUCCAUUCUUCAUUCGUAAUAGUUUUCCUGGCACAAACUUAAGCAUGCUUGAUAUUGUGCACAUAUUACUUUUUUUCAGAAUAAAUUUGCAUCUUGCCACUGCUAUAACUGCCAUCUUGUUCCAUUUCUCCUUGUACUGUAUGCCUAAUACAUACAUGAUAAAGAGCUGGCUUAACAAAGAAGUAACACUAAAAUCUUUCUGCAAAUGACUGAUGAGAAGAAAAAGAAAAAAUAUUUAUUUUAUGAUCAUAUGGAAGAAAUUAAUUUCCCAUGUCUUUUAUCGUCUUAUUUUCUACAGUAGGGAAAAUGCAGAUUUUGUGCAAUAUGUUAAUACUGCUAAGCCAAAUGUCAUAUAACAUAACCAGAGCUAUAUGUUAUUCCUUAUUGCACUUGCAUUCAGUAAUACAGUAUAUUGUUGCUUUUCUUUCAUUAAAGAGACAGUAUCUUUUUUCUUUUUUCUUUUUUUUUUUUUUUUUUUAAUAUAGCAGGUGAAGGCUAUCCUUCUGUCCACCAUAAUUUAAAGACAAAAAAACAACAAAAUGUUGGGAUUAAGUUUUAGUUCUAUAAAUUAUGAAACCAAGCCAUCAGCUGCCAAAGACUCUGUGGAACAAUAGUUACAAACAAAACAAAGAUAUUUCUUCUUGAGAGAUAAAAAUAAUUUUAUUCUGCAUGCUUAAAGAAGAAAGAAUAAAAGAAUGAGAGGUGUAUUUCAAACAGCAGAAAUAGCAGGUGUCAUCUGGUACACGUUGUGACUCUCAUCUUAUAUAGUUAUACUCUUCUAUUAAAGAGUGAGGGACAAAGCAUUGUCUUCUGCUCUCUCUGCAUUUAUGAUAAUGAAUGUCCUUUUUGCAAGAUUUGCCUCUCUGCACAGAAGAUACCUGCCUACCAUGAGAGCUGAAGAUAGUACAUGCACACAAAGUUACGCAGUGAAACCUGUCUUGAGAGAUUAUUCAAAGCACAAGCAAAACUAAUUUGUGGAGUAGACCUAGUUUUUAGGAAAAUUCAAGAUACAUGUGAAGACUCAUCUAAACAAGGAGUCUGUGAAGGUGCCUGGUCCUUACUUCAGCUUUCACAGUAUGUCCCAUCAGUGCCACAGCCCCAUGAUAAGCCCUGCCCAGGCAGGCUUCCAGCUGGGCUCAGAGUCAUGCUGACUUCAGUGAGCCUUGGUACAGGUAAAGGCAUGCACCCACAAAAAAAAUCAUGGUAGCAUAUACGUCUUAAUUUGCUAUCCCAUAAUCUCUACUCAGGAAUUGCUCAUGGGCAUAGGGCAUAAAUCGAUCUCUGGGUUCAGCCCUAGCCAAGUCUUGACAAGAAAUUGGCAAAAGCAUAUUAAUGGUGAAUGGUCUUUUUUUAUUAUUAUUGUCUACUCAUAUUAGUUUGGUGAAGGAGUGGUUUCAAAAUUCAGCUAUAAGCACGGAGGACAAACUACCAGAAACUUUGUCAUUGUGGAGAAGAAAUUAAAUAGCUUGUGAGGUAAUAAGAGACUGUCAUCUUUCAGCAGCUGUCAGCAGUCUUUUAGAAAAGCUUGGGAAAAAUAAUAUGUCUAGUUCUGAGUAUGAUAAUUCUCAUUAAAGCUAGAUGAUUUUAUGAGAAAUAGGACUGGAGCACAAACUAUAUCAACUGAGGGAUAUAAUUUGCCAAUAUUUCCUACAGCAACCAUGAGAAUUACAUUACUGAACACCUCUAUGUGUCCAAUACUUAACAGUAUUUUUUCAAAUGGUAACAAGCUUGAUGUCUCCCUGGAGGAAAAGGAGAGAGAGAGAACUACUGUCAUUCUGGAGAAAAUAAAAAAAAAAAACAAAGGCUUAGCCAACUUAGAAAAUCCAUCCGAGAAACAGUUAUAAUUCUUAAAAAUACAAUUGAGAUUAAAAAAAAAAGAAAAAAAAGAAAAAAAAAGAUGCAUAUGUAGGCGUAGAACUAUAUAGAAAUAGACCUAUUUCAAAAAAGAGGGACAAAAAUAUAUGUUCUCUACAAUUAUUAAAAAUACAGCAUACUGUAGAACAAAAAUGCCAAAGGAUAAGACCUAUAAAAAAUAGAGCAAAAUUGCUGUAUUUAUAUUCCUUACUAUGGAGUGUGAAUUUCCAGGUAGAAUUUCAGCUGUAGAAAUAGAUUUUAUAAUAAAGAAGUAAAUAAUUUGGGCAAAAGGGACAUGUUUGGUUAUUUUUUCCACAUACUGUCUCCUAUGAGUUUAGUUAUUUUUUUGAACUUCUCCUUGAAAUCAUUGAGUUACACAGGAAGAUCCCAGCUCAGACCUCAUCCCAGCAGUUCCAGUGGCUGUUGGUGACUCAGGCCGUCUCAGUCAUGGGUCCUAAAGGACAGUCUGCACUCAAAGUGCUGCCUCUGCUUCAGCAUUUCAGUCCAAACUCUAGGCUCUCCUUCUCUCCUCACACUGUGUUCAUCUCUUGGAUGCACAUGAAGUGACCCAGUUUCCUCUUCUGAGGGGCAUGUGCUUACACCUUCUGCAUGGCCUGCUUACCCCUUCAGCCUCAGUCACAGGGUCAUUUCACAAGUCAGAGGAAACACUACUGUGAUUUAGGUGCUGUAUGUGCACGGAACACCCCAAACAGCUGAAACAGGAUAAACAUAAUAAGCAUGCUUUGGUGCAACCCCUCUGAGCAAGCCAGCUGCAUACACCUCUAGACCCUUUUGCUAUUUUCACACUGAGAACUAUCUCAGAAGAAGGGAUUUAUCAACCAGUUUUUGUCAAAUCUCUCUGCAAUAGUUAAGACACUCCUCCCAGCUGACCCCGUGCAUGAUUUUGCCAGGACUUUUUGUCCCUGGUAGGACAAGAUAAAAGAAGAUGUGAUGUCCCACGCCAGAAGGGCAGCUGGAUGAAGAUUAGAAUGCCAGCUGGGACAACUGUAACAAAGACAUAGAAACCUUUCCAUGGAGUCUUUAGCAGUGGGGGAAAUUGAAGACAGAAGAAGGGAUAAAUCAGGCAGCAGAGGGAUUUAUUUUCAUAGAUCACUACAAGUAUUUGAAUGUAUAUUUAGUCAGGACAACACUGAGCAUUGCAGCACCAACAUUUUAUGUGUCUUAUAAGUGGCAGAUAUAUAACUCUGAAUUAAGGUGGAUGAAGCAUAACACACAGUAGGAACUGGUGAUACAAACCAAGAACCUCCUGAGGAAGGUGCUACUUAAGCCAGUGUUCUUCACAGAAUGGGAUAACCCUGUUUUACUCCUGCUCUCUUGGGCUCAUUCUCAGAGCAUCCAGGAAGUUCCUACAUCUACCUGGAAUUCACAUUUCUGAAAGUUUUUUACUAGACAGGCUCCUCCACCAGCUUUUUUGUAUGAAAUGCAGUGUAGGAUGAAGUGGCAACAUGAUACCAUCUAGAAUGCAGUGAAUGAGUUUUCCGUGACCGCCAAUCAGUCCUUCUCUAAUCAGCAGACUACUCUUAUUGAAUGAGAAAGAGAAAUUAAUUUUGUUUUUUUUUCUAGUGUUUUUCCAGUGGACACAAAUAAAUGAACUAAUAAUUGGUCUAGUACAAAUGUACAAAAUUCUGGUUACUACACACGUAUAGGCAAGAGAUGCUCUUUUCCUCCUCUGAGGAAUGUUGAUAGAAUAUCUGGUAGCAUUAUGUAAUUUUGACAGCCUUCAUUAUAAUUUCCACAGGGAAUUCAAGUGUGCUCAGUUCUCCUUCUUUCAUUUGAUGAUGAAGGGCACCUAGCACUUUACAAGACCAAGUUCCUAUGUGGCAGUGGCACUUAACUAUUGUAAGCUACUAUUCAGUUUUCUAGGCAAACUCUGAAAAAAGGCAGAGCAGCUACAUAAGUUGGAAGAUAUCAUACCUUAAUAAAUAAGAAAAAUAGUCACUAGUUGUUGAUAGUUUUGUAGAAAAACAGUAAAAACAAGGGCAAAAGAAAAAAGAAUUGUCUUUCUCCUUCCCUCCCUCCACAUUUCCCUUUCUCUGACAGUGUCACCAAUCUGAACUAGGACAUAAUUUUGCCUUGGUAGCCCUCUGAAAAAUUAAGUACAUUUGGUAAGAGGUAAAAUUCUCCUAUUUCACAUUUCCUAUACGUGUAGAAUAAGAAACAGAAAAAAAUAAUGAAAAACCACAAAACAAAUAAUAAAAAAAUAUUUUUUUUUUAUCCACAGAGAGAUGUUCUCACAUCAUUUCCUAUUCACCAUUAGUCCAUAGGUUCACUGAAUUCAAUGGGACUCAUGCUUUUCAUUUAGAUGGAACUAGUAUUAAUGCCAUGGAUCAAAAUCUGCCAGUUUCAGAGCAAGUCCUUUCAUGGACUUCAGGGAGGAUUUGAAAAGCCCAAGGUCCCUUUGAGCACAGAUAAACUCACAUGGAUAAGAUAAAUAAACAUGUGAUCAGCUGAAAGAUUGAAAUGUUCCCAAGGUUUGUCCAAGGGUUUGGUCAAAUUAGCUGCAGCUCUAUGCAAAAGUCAUGUUGAGCCAAAGCUUUGAGCUUUGAUUUGAUAGACCUUUCUUUUUCUGAACUCUAACAAGUUUCAUUCAGGGUUUGAAUAUGCAAAAACUUACACAGGAUUAUAAAUACAAGGAGAAAGACUGAAAAAGAUUUAUAAUAUUUCACUCCCAUGAGUGAAAAUAAAAUUUAAAAAUUCUGAUAAUAUUUGGUUUUUUUCAUUAACCCUUAAUGACAAUUUAUUUAUGUAGCUGUUCAGAAGCUGCUUGGUUUCACUUGUUUCCCUUUGUUUUGUCCAAAACCAGAUUUUUGGCCUUUAAAGAUUCAGAUUGAACUAUGCAGCUAAAAAUUAUAUGUUUCUGUUAAAAGAUUUGCAAUUAAAAUUAUUCUACUCUUCUGUUCCUUCCAAAUUGUAUGACAGAAAACUCAUGUUAAAAAUAGAUUUAUUUAACUGUGUUUAAUCUUCUUUUUUCUUUUCUUUGUUAUUUGUUUUUAUUUUCUUUCUUCAGAGUUAAGGACUGGAUUUUAUUUGAAAUGGGCUAAACUGGCAUCAGUGUUUUUUAACAAUAUGGAAUGUCCUAUGAUUCUUAGCAUUGAAAAGAGGGCUAUGUGGUCCUGUCAGAAAAAAAAAAAAAAAAAAAAAAAAAAGAAAAGAAAAAAAAAGCUGUAAAUUGUAAUAAUAUAUUACAUAUUGUAUUAUUAUAGCAACUUUAGUUAAGCAACUACUAUCUUUAAUUUUUUACGGAGAACUUUGAUGAAAUAAUUUAUUACAAUGACUCACAGAAAAAACUUGUUUUCAAAAUGACAGGAGAAACUGUUGAACAUUGUGAAAAAAAGACUAACAAUAAUGCUCUACUAAGAAUAAAUUUAAAGAUGCAAA
This is a messenger RNA of Taeniopygia guttata (zebra finch), 9646 nucleotides long. It is a transcript of the gene NALF1, whose product is annotated as NALCN channel auxiliary factor 1. Gene Ontology annotation, cellular component: plasma membrane. The record is from RefSeq and is a predicted model, not a curated record. Lineage: Eukaryota; Metazoa; Chordata; Aves; Passeriformes; Estrildidae. Gene Ontology annotation, molecular function: stretch-activated, monoatomic cation-selective, calcium channel activity. Gene Ontology annotation, biological process: calcium ion import across plasma membrane.